AUGAAGGGCCUGAGCCUACUGUGUGCUGUUUCGGACGAAGACGUCUUCGGCCCAUUUGUGGACUCUUCGUGUCGCCAUGGCUUUGAUUUCACUCUUUUGUUCGAGGAGACAGUCCUCACAUUCCUGCCUCUUCUAAUCACCUCGCCUGUUGUUCUGAUUCGAUUAUGGAGCCUUCGAAAUGUAUCGGAGAAGGUCAACCGUUCAUGGUUCUAUUUCACGAAAGAGAUGGCUUCAUUCCUGCAUAUAACUCUUCAGUUUAUACUGCUAAUUUUGUGGUAUCAAUCAUCCACCCCCACGACAAGAGCAACUGUGCCAACAUCUUUCGCUGCGGUAGUGGUGUCGCUUUUUUGUCUGUACUUGUCACACUUGGAGCAUUUUCGCUCACUACGUCCCUCGACUACCCUGUGUCUCUUCCAUGGAUUUGCUCUGAUUCUUGACCUACCGCGUCUUCGAACUCUCUCCCUCUUGCCGGAUAAUCGGACUGUGACUAUCAUAUUUGCUGUCUCCUUGCUUUCCAGAGCUAGUGUUGUCAUCCUCGAGGCCACAGAAAAAAGAUCCCUGUUGAAGAAGCCAUUCUCCGAAUGCGCUAUUGAAGCCACUAGUGGAAUCUUCAAUCGCAGCCUGUACUUGUGGUUGAGCGGUCUGCUGUGGAAGGGCUCGAAAACCACCUUAACUGUCGACGACCUCCCUAUUCUCGAUGACGAUAUCAAGGGAGCCUCAAGUCCUGAGACUCUAGUUGACAAAUGGGACAAAGCCAACAAAUACGGCCGCAAUGCUUUGCUAUGGAUCUUUAUAAAACAUUAUAAAUGGGGAUUCCUUGGUGGCAUCCUGCCACGUAUGGCAUUUACUGGCUUCUUGUUCACACAACCGUUCCUUGUCCAAAGGGUGCUGGACUUCAUGACGGAGCCUGAACAUGUCAAUUCAGCAAACUACGCUCGUGGUCUUGUCGCGGCAUAUGGCAUCGUCUACGUGGGAAUUGCAAUUACACACAAUGUCUACCGUUCAAAGGUAUACAGGGUUAUUGCGAUGGUCAGAGGAAGCUUGGUAAGUAUGAUCUUUGACAAAACGCUCCGUGUGGGCUCAUCGGCUGCGUCAGAUGCAUCGGCGGUUACUCUGAUGAGCACAGACAUGGAACGCAUUGGAGAUGGUCUUCUCGAUAUGCAUGAAACGUACUCCAAUUUCGCAGAGGUUGUGCUCGCUCUUAUUUUCUUGGCGCGACUUCUUGGUCUUGCUACCAUCGCUUCUACAGUGCUCGUCAUCGCUUGUUUGGUUGCCGGAUUGCUUGUCUCUAUAGCCAGGGCUAAUGCUCAAGGCAUAUGGCUAGAGUUCGUUGAAGAGCGUGUUUCCGUGACUUCUAAGGUCCUCGGCGUCAUGAAAAAUGUCAAGAUGACAGGCUUGACGGACAUAGUUGCCAACAGUCUCCGGAAGCUGAGAAGAGAUGAAAUUGGAGCGUCGCAGAGGAUGCGAGUCAUUCGAGUCAUCAAUAAUACAAUUUCUUACAUCUCUGACGCGCUGGCUCCAGUAGUCGGCUUUGGACUCUAUAUCAUCCUUGCCAAGGCAAAUGGUGGACCUACGCUGACUAACGGAACUGCAUUUGCAGCAUUGACCCUUUUCUCUCUUCUCGAUGCACCAAUUGUCUCGAUUGUCUAUGGAACGGAAGAUUUGAUGACGGUUGUCAACUGCUUUCAAAGAAUCCAGAAAUACCUGAACGAAACCGAGCAAAAAGACCGUCGUUUAGAGCUGCCUGAAGAAGAACCGAUACUUAUUGACACGAAUGAGAAUGGGGGGAAAUCGUGUGUGACGGCUUCCCAUUUAUCUGUUGCAUGGGCAGUCGACGACGAGCCUAUCCUCAAGGACCUGAAUUUCGAUAUCAAACAAGGCAAUACGACUAUGAUAAUCGGCUCAGUGGGCUGCGGAAAGUCAACUCUCCUCAAGGUUCUGCUCGGUGAAGUCCAAGAGUGCUCUGGUCAGGUGUUCACAUCAUACAGAACUGCUGCAUAUUGUAGCCAAUCUCCAUGGGUCAAAUUUGGAACUGUUCAGGAGAAUAUUGUUGGGUCGUCUCUGUGGGAUAAAUCCUGGUACGAUCGUGUCGUCCACGCUUGUGCACUAGAGUUCGACGUGCAACAACUCCCAGCGGGAGAUCAGACCAAAGUUGGUGUUCGUGGAUCGAGGCUUAGCGGCGGGCAACAAAUGCGUGUGGCACUUGCUCGAGCUCUUUUUUCAAGAGAACCUGUUUUGAUCCUGGAUGAUGUCUUGACUGGACUAGAUCGUGAGACGGAGAAGCUCGUUCUAGACGCUGUUUUUGGGGCCCGUGGCAUUGUGAAGGAGCUCGGCCAAACCGUUAUUCUUGCUACAAACUCGAUACACCACAUUGCUUACUCUGACUUCAUUAUCUCGCUCAAUGAGCAAGGCCAGAUCGCCCAGCAAAUCUUAUCCAAAGAGCUUAUGGCGAAUAAAGAUUAUAUUGCCAUGUUCGACCACGCACCAGAGCAAGUCAAUACAGAUAGGGCACCAGAUGUUGUAUUCGAUGAUGAGCAGCUGCAAGAACUAAACCUAGAAGGCGAAGACACUGAUGAUCUCUGUCGAAGAACAGGUGACUGGACAGUCUACUUGUACUACUUCCAGGUCAUGGGAUACCCAUUGCUAUCCCUAGCAGUUGCAUGCUCCGUAUUCCAUAUUGCCGGGUCUACAAUUCCACAAAUCUGGCUACAAUUGUGGACUAGUGCCAAUGAAAAGCAUCCGAAUGCUGAUAUUCCGUACUGGCUCGGUGGCUACGCUGCUGUGGGAUUCUUGACUCUUUUCGCCGUCUUUUGCUCGAUCUUCCUUUUCGAUAUGCUCGUUAUUCCCAAGACGGCUCGCCAAUUUCAUGAAAUCCUUCUGGGUACAACGAUGAGUGCCACCACCUCUUUCUUAACAUCUACGGACAUUGGAACUACAACCAACAGGUUCACUCAGGAUCUGGAACUGAUUGACGAAGAGCUCCCAUCGGCUUUUGAGUUGGCAAUGGAUGAGGCUCUAAGCUGUCUCGUGGAAGGUUUCUUGAUCUUCUUCGGCUCAUCGUACGCCACGGCGGCAGUAAUACCCAUCUGCAUCAUCGCAGUCUACUAUGUGGCAACAUUCUAUGUUAAAACAUCUCGUCAAGUCCGUCUGCUAGAUAUUGAGACGAAAGCUCCGCUAUUCUCUCAUUUUCUGGAAACUCUGAGUGGCCUAUCCAGCAUUCGUGCUUAUGGAUGGACUGAAGAAUAUCGUCGUCUGAGCCGAUUUGCUCUGGACACUUCCCAACGACCAUUCUAUAUUCUCUUCUGCAUCCAGCGCUGGCUCAAUCUGGUUCUUGAUUUAAUCGUCGCUGCUAUCGCCGUCAUAGUCAUUGCAAUUGCGCUGUCUUUGAGAGGGAACUCAUCACUCAGCCUUCUUGGCAUUGCCUUGUUCAACAUUGUGAAUUUUAGCUAUACUCUACAAUCGCUGAUUUCCGAGUGGACUGGCCUUGAGACAUCAAUCGGGGCUGUUUCUCGUAUUCGCUCAUAUGUACGUGAUGCCAAAACCGAGGACUUGGAUACUGAGGUUCAGUCUGUCCCAAGCUCAUGGCCACUACACGGGGAGGUAGAGUUUAUCAAUAUGACGGCUUAUUACGAGACCUCUUUGUCGCCGGCCCUAGAAAGAAUCAAUUUGAAGAUUGCACCAGGACAGAAGAUCGCGAUCUGCGGUCGAACAGGAAGCGGGAAAUCAUCUCUCAUCUCGACAAUCCUGCGGACUCUUGAAAUUGACAGUGGAAGCAUCCUGAUUGAUGGUGUCAACAUAGCACUGCUUUCGAGGUCCCACAUUCGAUCUUCAUUGAACACGAUUCCCCAGCAGGCCUUCUUCCUCCACGGCAAUGUUCGGCUGAAUGCCAAUCCUCAACAAGAUUUAUCGGACGAGAAGAUCAUUGAUGCCCUCCAAGAAACCAACCUUUGGUCUCAUAUCGAAUCUAAAGGAGGGCUUGAUAUAGAGAUGUCCGAAGAGCUACUCUCCCAUGGACAGCAGCAGCUAUUCUGUCUCGCGCGGGCUAUUUGCAAAUCUAGCCAGAUUGUGAUUAUGGAUGAGGCCACAAGCAGUAUGGACUCGAAAAGCGAGAAACUCAUGCAGAGCGUCAUUCGCAAGCAUUUCAAAGACCAGACUAUCAUUGCCAUCGCACACAAACUGGACACCAUUCUGGAUUAUGAUAAGAUCGCAUUUAUGGACCAAGGUAGAGUGGUUGAGUUCGAUAAGCCUCAAGCUCUCUUGUCGAUGGAGGAAUCGGCGUUCAAGUCUUUGUACAAUAGCUUCUGCGAUCAGGCAUCAUGA
Penicillium pulvis is the source of this 4320-nucleotide messenger RNA. Its product is annotated as P-loop containing nucleoside triphosphate hydrolase protein. Lineage: Eukaryota; Fungi; Ascomycota; Eurotiomycetes; Eurotiales; Aspergillaceae. The transcript is spliced from 12 exons. The record is from RefSeq and is a predicted model, not a curated record. Gene Ontology annotation, cellular component: membrane. Gene Ontology annotation, molecular function: ATP binding; ABC-type transporter activity; ATP hydrolysis activity. The coding region runs from base 1 to 4320 and encodes 1439 amino acids. Gene Ontology annotation, biological process: transmembrane transport.